This is a messenger RNA of Procambarus clarkii (red swamp crayfish), 4720 nucleotides long. RefSeq lists its product as uncharacterized. Lineage: Eukaryota; Metazoa; Arthropoda; Malacostraca; Decapoda; Cambaridae. The record is from RefSeq and is a predicted model, not a curated record.
AACUAGGUGAGUACACACACAUAAACAUUCGACGGUCACAACCCAACACUUACCUCGCUCCCUCGUGUAUAUACUACUAGGUGAACACAAUGGCAGGUGUAUGGAACCUGUACAACUGUUGAUUGACAGUUGAGAGGCGGGACCAAAGAGCCAGAGCUCAACCCCCGCAAGCACAAUUAGGUAAGUACAAUUAGGUAAGGGAGGAAACGUGUCCAAACGUCUCAGGUUUGGCGGGGCGUCGAACCUGAGGCAACGCCAUUAGUACCCACAGCAGUUUAAGCGUUCUUGGUUCUUUCUUUCUUUUAUUUUGUACCUAAGACUGUCUUUUUGUUUUCUAUUUUUUGCUUCCGUGGAAUUCAAAUUAAUUUUCAUCGCUAUCUUGAGAGGUUAAGUGAGAAUGCUCAUACGUCUGGCACCAUUGGGUUCCGAGACUCCCGCCAAAUGUGCGUGUUGCUAUGUUGACAAGGUGGCCAUAUACAUGGACGUCAAGGCACACCACAGGACACUAUCCUUAUAAGGAUGAUUCUAUGUGUUUACAGAAUUAAUUUUAAACAAUAAUUUAACUAUUCUCUCACUUGUUUUGAAUGUUAAGAUUGUCAAAUUCAGUUUGAGUCUCUUACCCCGGCAUUAUAUACACGUUACAUUCUGGUGAAAUCAUGCUGUUUAUAUAAGCAGUAUUUGUGUUAUAAUUUUGAAAUAAAAGUGGAUUUUGCAUAAUUAUAUAAUUUCGUGACGUUAUAAUGGAUACUAGACAGUAAUACAUUAUACGAGAAGGUUUGUGAUAUGAUUGUAUUGAAUUUUUCUGCUACUUGAAAUAGUGAGUAUACCCAGAGGAUUUUACGUGUUGUAAACAGAGCGAAGUGAACAUUGGUGUACUGAUGUACCAUUAUUGGCGAUACUUACCACCUUAAGUUUACCCAGCUCUACACACCCAAGGGCAAGGCUGUCCUAGUGAUCAUGUAGUAUGUACACAUGUCAAUCGCCAGUCUUGAUGCGAUUGUUGUCAAGUUAACAGUUACAUGUACGUGCCAUAAAUCCCUCGAGUGUUCGCCCGUUGAUAACAUUUACAUAAAAAUAAAAAAAUAAAAAUGUUUAUUCAGGUAAAAGUACGUACAUAGAAGAUGAGUUACAAACAUAGUGUUGGAUUUAUAGAUAGAGCUAGUACAUACAAUACCUAAAGCCACUCAUACGCACAGCGUUUCGGGCAUGUACAGUUACAUGUACGUGUUUCGGUACAUGUACAGUUACAAACUAACGGGAUGGCAGCAUCGGACUUGCAGUCUCUGCGUUCAAACAUUUACUUCGACAGGUACAACAAUUGUAUUAUUGUUGUGGCUCAGAGGGAGAUGUGUCGUGUGUUUCUGUGGUUUUACCACCAACACCACCAGGAGGACCCGCGCCUCUAUGUUGGGGACUGUCUACGCAGGACUCGUGGUGGAAUGAACGGUCUUUCUACCCGGGAAAGAGCCUCUCUGGGCCGUCGGGACAAUCCAGUAAAAAUGGACAUCACGCUGCUGUACAAGCUUCUCCAGCGCACCUGCAAUCUUGCUGAGGACCCACCAACAUCAUCUGUUUGGAACAGUCCAACUACGCCAGCUGAGGAACAGAGCUUAGAACACACAUUAUAUAAGAUAAAGGAAUUGAGAAAUGAAUUAGUUCACGAACCAAUGAAAUUGGCACACAUGACUGAAGAUGAUCUUAAAGCUCGAGUUUGUGAACUUUGUGACCUGUGCUGCCAUAUUAUACAAGAAGCUGGUCCACGCACUGGCCGGACACCACAGGAGAUAAAUACCGCCAUAGACAACAUAAAGAACGGCCUUCAGUAUAUUCAGACCUCAAGGCCAGCCUCGGGUAUGACUCCUCAGAAGUUUGCUAUGUUUGCUAAACAAGAGUACAAGGAACUGAGAGGGACCACGUUAGACACGAGCAGCUCAUGUGUCAUUCCAAUAAUUAAACGCUCAAUCAGCAUGACGGCCAUGACACCAGAGGAGGAGGUGUCACUCUCACAGCUGCUCAAGUGGCGGUGUGUGGAUGGCACUGUGCCAGAGAUCAUUGUGGUGCAAGGCGACAUUGGUGCAGGCAAGACCUUCCUCUCUCAACAAGUAAUGGACUCGUGGUUGAAGAAUGACAACAGGAUUGAUGACCUUGCUGGGUGUGACCUGGUGGUGCUAAUCCAGUGUCAUGAUGUGUUCACUCGCGACCUGGUGCGACUUCUGCAGGAUAAUUUACUGCCUCAGACUAUCCAGUGCUGUGAGGCUACUGAAGUAAUGGGCAUUCUUAACUCUUUAAGGAUCCUGUGGAUUAUAGAUGGAUUUGAAGAUGCCUCAGCUGAUGCUAAAGGAUUAUUAACUCGUCUCUUCAGCUUGGCAGGGCCAGAGCAGACCUUCAUUGUGACAUCUCGACCGGAAUAUACUCUUGCGUUAACCAACAUCAUUCCCAAAGGUAAAAAUAUUUGUGAAGUAACACUUAGUGGCCUUAGUAGUGGCGGAAGGAACGCUCUUCUGAAAGAAUUAAUACAGAAAAAGAUUAGCAAUGCAUCAGAGUGUACAAACGAAUAUGAACAAUUUAAAAUAUACUUGAAACAACAAAGUUCAGAAGUUCAAAUGGAGCUCAGUAACCCACUUAAGUUAAUACUCGCUGUUAAAAUUUGGAAAGAUAAAAGCGAGAUUGAGUUAGGAACUACUCUGUCUGACCUGUACAGUGCGAUACAAGAUGUCCAUGUCAAAAAUAUUAUGGAAAAACUCAGACUCAAAUGCAACCUACUUGAAGAGGAACUCUUGGAACGAGUUCAGGAUUGGCUUAAAAUAUUGUACAAAGUUGCUUUUGAUAUGACAACUAAAAGCAGAUUUAUUAUAAUUGAGAAAGACGAUGAAAAAUUACUGAAAGGUGAAGGUCGAUGUCUUCUGCCUUCAUACGCGGACUGUUUGUCAACGUUCCUAAGUCUCACAGAGGGAGGAAGUCAGUACAAGUUUGUACACAACACUCAACAAUAUUACUUCGCUGCACAACACAUUUGUGCGUUGUUGUCACAUGAAACAUUUGAUGAAAGCAAGUUUGCUGAACUGUUCAACGUCGAUCUAGCUCAAACAGGGCAAAUAGAUCGUUUUUAUGAAGUACUGCUACACACUGUUUCAAGUUUGAUUACACAAGGAAAAUUGAACAAUGAUACAACAAAGGUUUUGAUAAAAAUUCUGAGUCAUUGUCAAAACUGUAGUUGGCUUGAUGUGGUGCAUUAUGCUUCAUGCACUGACACUGUCGUCAAGGAGGUUAGUAAUUACAUGCCAGACUUGUGGGGUGUCAAUGACGCAAGUGUCAAAGCGACCUUGAAGUUACUACAGUACAAAACUCCCUCUACGAUUCUAAUUGUGAUUCGAGAAGAUCCAGACAAAUUAAUAGACUUAAAACCCUUGUUAAAACGGAUUUCAGAAAUUCCUGUAUUUAUCGACGUAUGUUUCAGUUAUUAUUUUAACUAUAUAAUAUCAGAUAAAACAUGCGAUGAUUACAUAAGAAUACUUUGUGAUUCAUCAGCAAAGUGCGUCAUAUUUCACUUUACAGGAAAACUCAGUACUGUUGGGUGUUCUCUUAUAUCUCAAAUGCCGCACAUAAGAGUCUUAAAGUUAAUUGUUCCAACAAAAAUAAUAUUAGAGAUAAUUUUAUCUCUCAGUUCUUGGGCUGAGGACCUAGAGGAACUUGUCAUGAUGAUAACAAUGACAAAUUUUAACUCGCUGAUUGGUGUUUCAGCAAGAGGAGACAUCGUUCUGGACGUAUACCUCUCAAACGCUGUAGACACCAAUUUAGAGCCGGUUGUAAACUUUCUCCGCCGCAUAAGUAAUAGAUACAGGAACAUAGGCUUACAUGGAGCUUCAGCUGAAAAUGCGCUUCAUUUCGUCCAGGGCCUUAAAGCAAAAGGUGUCAAGGCAGAAUGUCUUCAAAGGAUUGUAAACAUAGACACCAGUGAAAUAAAGGGCAGAUUUAUUCUCCCUUAUGGACCAAUACCUUCAACUGUUUCUGAGAUGCAGUUUUUAUAUAUGUGGCGUAAACCGGAGGUGAACCUUAUUAUUAGUGGCAAUGUCUUAUCUGUGACAAUGACUGUACCAAUGGAUAUAUGAUAUUAGGUUGUACCUUUGAAUUUAAUCAACAAAUUUAAUUAAGUGAAACAUGAGUUUGUUUACAUUGUACUGCACAGUAUAACAUUUAUAUACAAACAUUGUUUCUUCUUGCAUUUUGGGGUCAAGUGACAUUAUAUUUAUUCCUGAACUGGGCCCAAUAAUUAACACUCGGACGAAUUUAACAUCAAACAUCCAAGUGUUUAAUGGUUCUUUAACCCAGAGGGAAGAUACUAAUCUCGCUAGACAACUAUUAAUUGAAGUUAGACUGCAAUCACCUGUCCGAAUACUUCGCCGCUCUCUACGAUUAAAUGCUACUUAAUCGUAGAGAGCGAGGUUAACCCAUGUUUAUAUAUGUAUAUAUUUUUGCAUGAAAUCUUAGCACACUUGUGUCCUGUAUGUCAUUUGUAUAUCUUUCGUGUUGACGAAACCUCAAAACAAAAUGGAAAGACUUUAAGUGAUUUAGUGUUUCUUCACCAAGUAGAUAGUGAAGGUAUUUACGCAGAAUGGAAAAUAUCCGGAUAUCCCAAUACUCCGGAUACCAAUUGUAAUAAUAAUGUGUUGAAUUCCACGUGUUUUAUAAAUGUAUAUAUAUAUAUAUAUAUAUAUAUAUA